AUGGAAAACAUUUCUUUAGAGUCUUUAAAUAUCAAUACAAAAAACCAACAAGUAAAUGAAAUUGAUUAUAACAAUAUUAUGGAUUUAUUGAAUGAUUUAUCUGAACUUGAUCCAAAAUGUUUGUCAGAAGAUGAUUAUGAUAAAUUAAUUAAUUUUUUGCCUUUAUCACCUAAUAUUCAUGGCAAUCAAGUGUUAGCUGCUGGAUGUAAUGUAAUUGCUUCAUUAUGCUCAGAUGACUUAGCGAGACAUUAUUUUGGAGAAAAAAUAACCGUGUCUACUGUGAAUAUAUUAAAAUCACUUACAAGUCGUAUUAAUAAAGAUAAAUGUAUUCAAGAAUGUUUGCUUCAGACAUGUCGUGCAGUUGGAAAUCUUUGUUAUUAUCAUGAAGAAAAUACCAAGUGUGCAUUAAAGGAAGGAUGUCUUUUAAUUACGAUGGAAGUGUUGAAAACAAACAUUAAUGAAAACAUUCAACCUGUUGUUAUUGGGUUAUUAUUAAAUUUAACUCAUUUGGAUGACUACAAUUACAAGUUUCAGGAUAACAUGAUUGAAGAAUUAAAUUUAUAUGGAAUUCAAUACAUGGAAUAUAAUAAUAAUAACUAUAGAUUUUAUAUAAACUUGGUAUCAGUAAUGAUCAAUAUUGUUAGAAAAUCCUCAAGUAACACUAAAAUAACAGAUUAUGAAAAAUGUUAUUUUAUUGACCGUUUAUUGGAAACUUAUAAUAUGCAAAUCAAUGUUACUUACAUUUGUAUUAAAUUCAUUAAAAAAGUCUCUAAAACUUAUAAUGUUUAUAAUUGGAUAUUAAAAGAAAAACAUAAAACAUUAAUAGAAAUAUUAGAUAAAUAUGAAGAAAACCAAGAAGAAGAUCCAAAACUUAUUGUUAAAAAAAUAUGUGAUAUCAUAAUAUUACUUUCCAAUGAUGAUGGUUCUAUGGAAAAAAAUAAGCAACUUGAUGUUUUAUAUUUAGUAGAAUGGCUACUUAAGAAACUACAUUCUAAUAAUUUAUACGUUAAGUUGUCGGCUGUAAGGUCAUUGGCAAAUUUUAGUAGAUAUAAAUAUGAAUCAAAUCUUACAACCAUAAGUCCUGCAAAAACUAUAAUGAAGCAUAUAACAUGGUUUAUAAAUACUUUGGACAAAUCAAUCAAAGACAAUAAUUCAUUGAUGGAAGUAUCUAUACUUUGUUUGUUUAAAAAUCUUUUAUAUGCUACAAAUUUUGAGUCUAUGGAUGAGAAUCAUACAGAUAAAUUGAUCAAAGUCACUAUAGAUGUUUUAAAGCACUCUACAUUUAAUCCAAUUGUAAUGAAAGGCAUGGAUAUAAUAAGAUGUAUCAUAAAAAAAGGUGGCAUAAGUCAAAAACAACUUGUUUUGUACAAAAAUUCAACCUUUAUCAAAUUGGUGACAACUCAUUGUAAUAGUAUUGAUGAAGACAUCCAAAUAUUGGCCAAAAAAUUACUUUAUUCAAUUAACGAGGACAUAAAUGAACCUGAAAUUGUUGGAUCAAGAACAGUGGAAAACCAUUUACAAUUUAUAGAAAAAAUUUGA
This is a messenger RNA of Macrosiphum euphorbiae (potato aphid), 1539 nucleotides long. The record is from the annotation of a GenBank genome assembly. Lineage: Eukaryota; Metazoa; Arthropoda; Insecta; Hemiptera; Aphididae.